Messenger RNA from Orycteropus afer afer, 2301 nucleotides. NCBI's taxonomy places the organism in Eukaryota, Metazoa, Chordata, Mammalia, Tubulidentata, Orycteropodidae. The record is from RefSeq and is a predicted model, not a curated record.
AGACUCGAGGUCACAGAGCCAACUGCUCCUGAGCUGGCCAUAUCUGAGGAAGCUUCAGUCCAGGGAUGACUGACACUAUGAACCUUCACUGACUGUCAGGUGGGGUGAGACAGGGAUCAGGAGGGGCCACCAGCAAUGCAGGACCAACACUUGAGACCAGGGGUAGUCCCUCAAAAGGAGCAUCUGCCUGGGCAAAUGAGUGCUGAAUGUGAUGGUUUGGGGACAGUUGAUGGAGCAUGUUCAAGCAUUUUGCAGGACCAAGUCUUUCCAAGAGAUGCUAUUCAUGAUGGUGACUCACGUGGACCAGUUAUAGAUGCCAUGACUCGCGAAGAAAGACAUUCUUAUAUUUGCACUGAAUGCGGGAAGGAGUUUAAGAAGAGACACCUCCUUACUCAACAUGAGCAGAUUCACUCUGGAGUGAAGCCCUUUGAGUGUACAGAAUGUGGGAAAACUUUCAGCAAGAGCACAACCCUCCUUCAACACCACAUCAUCCACACUGGGGAGAAGCCCUAUCAGUGCACAGAGUGUGGGAAGGCCUUCACCCAGAGGGCACACCUAACUCAGCACCAGCGGAUUCACACUGGGGAGAAGCCCUUUGAGUGCAGUGAAUGUGGGAAGGCCUUCACCCACCACUCCACGUUUGUCUUGCAUAAGAGGAGCCACACAGGAGAAAAACCCUUUGUGUGCAAGGAGUGUGGGAAGGCCUUUCGUGAUCGGCCAGGCUUCCUUCGACACUAUACCAUCCACACUGGAGGAAAGCCCUAUGAAUGCAGUGAGUGUGGGAAGGCCUUCAAUCACAGGUCUGAACUUACACGGCACCAGCGGCUUCAUAAUGAGAAGAAACACUAUGAGUGCAUUGAGUGUGGGAAAACCUUCAACUAUAGGUCACACCUUGCACAGCACCAGCGGAUUCACACUGGGGAGAAGCCCUAUCAGUGCAGAGAUUGUGGAAAGGCCUUCAGCCAAAGUGCCCACCUAACUCAGCAUCAGCGUAUCCACACUGGGGAGAAGCCCUAUGAGUGCAGUGAAUGUGGAAAGACCUUCGCCCACCUCUCCACGUUUGUUUUGCAUAAGAGGAGCCACACAGGAGAAAAACCCUAUGAAUGCAAGGAGUGUGGGAAAGCCUUUCGUGAUCGGCCAGCCUUGUUUCGACACUACAGCAUCCACACAGGAGAGAAGCCCUAUGAGUGUAGUGAGUGUGGGAAGGCCUUCAACCGUAAGGCUCACCUCACUCAGCAUCAGAGGACUCAUACAGGGGGAAGCCCUAUCAGUUGCACAGAGUGUGGGAAAACCUUUAGCAAGAGCACAAACCUCCUUCAGCACCAUGUCAUCCACACUGGGGAGAAGCCCUAUGAGUGCACAGAGUGUGGGAAGGCCUUCAGCCUCAGGUCAUAUCUUGCAAGACACCAACAAUUUCACACAGGGGAGAAGCCCUAUGAGUGCACUGAGUGUGGGAAGGCUUUUAGCCACAGGUCACAUCUUGCACAGCACCAGCGGAUUCACACUGGGGAGAAGCCCUAUGAGUGCACAGAGUGUGGGAAGGCCUUCAGCCGCAAGUCACACCUUGCACGGCACCAGCGGAUUCAUACUGAGGAGAAACCCUAUGAAUGCACAGAGUGUGGGAAAGCCUUCACCCAAAGUGCACAUCUUGCACAGCAUCAGCGAAUUCACACUGGGGAGAAACCCUAUGAGUGCAGUGAAUGUGGAAAGACCUUCGCCCACCUCUCCACUUUUGUCUUGCAUAAGAGGAGCCACACAGGAGAAAAACCCUUUGUGUGCAAGGAGUGUGGGAAAGCCUUUCGUGAUCGGCCAGCCUUCAUUAGACACUACAGUAUUCAUAUGGGAGAGAAGCCCUAUGAGUGCAUCGAGUGUGGGAAGGCGUUCAACCGCAACGGGAGUUACCAGGACGGCUUCACAGCAGCUCCUUUUUCUCCCCGACUGUGCACCCACUCUCAAGAGAAAAAGGGCGUUUCCUGCGGCUCACGCCUGUGGGGGCGGGACUUCCUGCGUUUUGCGGGUUACGUCAUGUAUCUGCGGCCAUUCGGGGCCCGGGACCUGAACGCCCCUUACAUCGGGGAGACUGCGGCCCCGGGGUCCCGCGAUGGCGGCGGCGCGGCGGGACCAGGCCCAGCCGUUCGCUCAGUGCGAGUGGAGGUGGCUGGCUCCUUGUCAUCCUCAGUCCUGCAACCGUGUCGGGCCUCUGACGGCUGCUCCGUCAGUGAUUGGAGGAUGAGUGAGAACCAGGGAGGCCCAGUUGCCACUGGUGGUAGUGUUGUUUUCAUGGCCAUCUUCAUCUUCUGA